AUGGCUGCUGGCAAGAAGCGGCAGAAGGCUGGAGGCGAUGGCGGCGGCCUCGGCGGCGACGAGCCAGCCGCGAAGAAGGCGGCCGCGCCCGCGGCCGAGGACACGGCGCCCGCUGAUGCUGCGCCUCGGCAGCAGGCCGAGGCCCCGGCGGCCAAGCCCGAGUCGGCCUUCAGGGCGCCGGACGCGGCGGAGGUCAUGGAGAUAGCACGCACCCGAAACCUCUACAAGUCGAACCUCUUCCGCCUCCAGCUCGAGGAGCUGCUGAAGGAGCUGGCGCCGAGGAGGGCCGCCCGGGCCAGAUUGGAGGCGUUCCUGCACGGGUUGCGGCCGGUGCUCCUCGGCCUGGAGGCGCGGGAGCUGCCCGCGGACCUCGCGGCGGAGUUUCCGCAGCUGCUCUUCCAGCAGCGCCAGCCGUUCCCGAUGACCUUCGCCGCGCCGAAGCGGAUCGACGUCGUUGGCAGCUUCCUGCUGGGGACCUGCCUGCGGUCGAGCCUGCAAGCCGACGUGGCGCUGGAGAUGCCCGCGGAGACGUUCCAGUCCAAGGACUACCUUAACUUCAGGUACUGGGACAAGCGCGCGGCGUACGUCGGCGAGGUGCGCCGCCAGCUGGCGAAGGCGCAGGGCCGGGGCGCGCCCCUGGCGGGCGUGGAGCUGCUCUUCGAGGCGCUCCACGGCGACCCGUGCCGGCCGUGCCUGACGCUGCGGCCGCUGGACCAGGACGCGACGGCGCCGUGGGCGGUGCGGCUGCUGCCGUCCUGCGCCGCGGACCUCUUCCCGCCGCCGAAGCUGGCGCCCAACCGGAACUCGGUGCGCCCCGCGGAGGGCGCUGCGGCGGCAGCCCCGGCUCCGACCGCGCAGUACAACAGCUGCAUCCUCGAGGACGUGCGCAUGCGGGCCUGCCUGGAGUACCUGCACAGGGCGCUCCAGCGCUUCCCCUCGCUGCGGGACGCCGUGCUCCUGCUGAAGAGGUGGGCGUGGGCGCGGGGCUUCCUGGCCCAGCAGCCCGGCGCCCAGCGCGCCGGCGGCGGCCUGGCGGUCUUCAUGCCCCUGAGCGGCUUCUGCCUGUCCGUGCUGGCCGCGCACGCGGCGCAGACGGCCAGCGUUGCUCCCACGGAGACGUCCUCCUUCCAGCUUUUCAAGCUCGCCCUGAGCGUGCUGGCGUCCAUCGACUGGGAGUCGCAGAAGCUGGUGCUCGGCGCCGCGGCGCCCCGCGCGCUCACCGCCGAGGAGCGCUCCACCCGCGGCGCCAACUUCUUCGACGCGGACGGCAUCCUCAACUUCUUCUGGCGUCUCGGCCCCUUCAUCGGCGAGCUGAAGCGGGAGGCCCAGCGCGCCCUGACGCUCCUCGACACGGAGGCCGACCCGUACGACGCGGUCUUCGGGCGGCGCAUGGCCCCAGAGCUCCUCUGGGACUGCGUGGUGCGGGCCCCGCUCCUCGGCAGCGCCGCCGCGACGCCCGCGCUGGCCGCCCCGCCGCCGCCGCACACGGUGCUGGGCACGCCGCCGCCCGCGGACGCGUGCGAGGCGCUCUCCCUGGCCGCCCGGCUCCCCGAGGUGCUGGCCGCGGGGCUCGGGGACCGCUGCCUGCAGGUCUCCGCGCGCCUCGUGGGCGAGCCCGGCCCCCGCUGGGACCGCGAGCGGCCCGCGGGGGCGCUCGCGGUGGUGGCCGGCAUCACCCUCGACGCCCUGCACCUCGACCGCAGCUUGGACAGGGGUCCGAGUGCGGAAGACGUCGAGGCGGCGGCGCGCUUCAGGAGUCUGUGGGGGCCCGAGAAGUCGGAGCUGCGGCGCUUCAAGGACGGCAGCAUCCUCGAGUGCGCGGUGUGGACCAAGCCGCCCGCGGACCGGGCCGCCGACUCCAAGAAGCACCCCGCCGUCGUGACGCAGAUACUUCUCGCACCUGCUGGACAGACACUUCGGCGAGAUUGCGUCGCGCGCUGA
Molecule: messenger RNA, 1941 nt
Organism: Prorocentrum cordatum
Lineage: Eukaryota; Dinophyceae; Prorocentrales; Prorocentraceae
Source: the annotation of a GenBank genome assembly